AUGGAAGGUGGUGGACCACCUCAGCCUGCGAACACCGAGAUGGUGGAGCAACCCGACCCUCAACAACCGCCGCCGCAAUUGGCAUUUGAGUUGGAGAAUAUUCCAGCAACUCUUAGCCACGACGGGAGGUUUGUUCGGUACAAUAUCUUCGGCAACAUUUUUGAGGUCACUGCUAAAUAUAAACCUCCUAUUAUGCCCAUUGGCAAGGGAGCUUAUGGCAUCGUUUGUUCUGCUUUGAAUUCCGAGACGAAUGAACAAGUUGCAUUGAAGAAGAUAACUAAUGCAUUUGAUAACGACAUUGAUGCAAAGAGAACCCUUCGUGAGAUCAAGUUGCUUCGUCACAUGGAUCACGAAAACGUAGUUGCAAUCAAGGAUAUAAUCCCACCACCCAAGAGAGAAUGCUUUAAUCAUGUUUACAUUGCAUAUGAGCUAUUGGACACCGAUCUGCAUCAGAUAAUCCGUUCUGAUCAAGCUUUAUCGGAAGAGCAUUGUCAGUAUUUCCUGUAUCAAAUCUUACGAGGGCUGAAGUAUAUACACUCCGCAAAUGUUCUGCACAGGGACUUAAAACCAAGCAACCUUCUCCUGAAUGCAAAUUGUGACUUGAAAAUAUGUGAUUUUGGACUGGCUCGUGUCUCCUCCGAAAGUGACUUUAUGACGGAAUAUGUUGUUACAAGAUGGUACCGUGCUCCAGAACUGCUGCUAAACUCUUCAGAAUAUUCUGCAGCCAUUGAUGUGUGGUCAGUGGGUUGCAUUUUUAUGGAAUUGAUGGAUCGCCAGCCAUUAUUUCCUGGAAGAGAUCAUGUGCAUCAGCUACGAUUGCUUAUAGAGCUGAUUGGCACCCCAUCAGAGGAUGAGUUGGGGUGUCUGAAUGAAAAUGCUAGGAGAUACAUCCAGCAACUUCCUGUUUAUCACCGACAAUCUUUCACUGAAAAGUUUCCUAUUGUCCACCCUUUAGCCAUUGAUCUUGUUGAAAAGAUGUUGACAUUUGAUCCCAGACUACGGAUCACCGUUGGGGAUGCACUUGCUCAUCCCUACCUAAGCUCACUGCACGACUUAAGUGAUGAACCCGAGUGCAUGACUCCGUUUACCUUCGACGUCGAUCAACACGCAUUAACAGAGGAACAGAUGAAGGAGCUAAUAUAUCAGGAGGCGCUUGCAUUCAACCCUGAAUUUCUGCAACAGUGAUAACACUUACGUGCCAUUUAUUCAUUGUGGCUUUUGAAUGCAGGAAGCUAAAACAGUUGUUUUACCCGAGUGUUUAAU
This is a messenger RNA of Hibiscus syriacus, 1263 nucleotides long. Its product is annotated as mitogen-activated protein kinase homolog MMK1-like. NCBI's taxonomy places the organism in Eukaryota, Viridiplantae, Streptophyta, Magnoliopsida, Malvales, Malvaceae. The record is from RefSeq and is a predicted model, not a curated record. Gene Ontology annotation, cellular component: cytoplasm; nucleus. Gene Ontology annotation, biological process: intracellular signal transduction; protein phosphorylation. Gene Ontology annotation, molecular function: ATP binding; MAP kinase activity. The transcript has 7 exons. Bases 1 to 1185 code for a protein of 394 amino acids.